Molecule: messenger RNA, 1548 nt
Organism: Meloidogyne enterolobii
Lineage: Eukaryota; Metazoa; Nematoda; Chromadorea; Rhabditida; Meloidogynidae
Source: the annotation of a GenBank genome assembly
GUAUCUAAAAUUUUAAAUUUAUUCGAUUUAAUGUAUCUAGUAAUGAAAUCUACGAGUCAAAAAUCUGUAAAACAGGAGGAGUCAUUAACACCGAUUUUGACCAAAAAGCGUUAUUCUACAUCCGUGGAGACAAAAAGGCUAUCAAAGAAUACAAAGAAUGUACUUAAAAAUGAAAAGACGAAUGAAACAAUUUCAAUACCCCCCAUGAGAGAUUUGGAUGUUUUAGAAAAAAACACGGUUGAUCCUGACACCAAACCAUUCUACCAUGGCAAUCCAUUUGUUGAAAAACAUCGUGGGGUUAUGCGUUUGCAUAAAGAAAAUUUGGAAAGUUCUGAACAUCCUCCAAUAAAUAAUUGUUGUAUGCUUGUUAUGAUGGACAUUCCUGCGUUUUUUACUUGCCGAGAACUAGUCAGCUUUGUCCGCCCUUCAUCUACACAUAUUUUACUAAUGAAAAUAGUUCGUGACGAAACAGCUAAUAAAUAUAUGGUUACUAUAAAAUUUAAAACCCCGGAGUCAGCAACUAAAUUUUAUGAACAAUAUAAUGGCUUAGAAUUUAAUUCAAUUGAACCGGAAAAAUGUUCUCUUCGUUUUGUUGAUACAAUUGAAGCGGAAGGAGGUGAUUCAACAACGUUUACAGGAUUAAAUGUUGAUCCUGCAUAUGGGGAGACGCGUACUUGUUCUGUUUGUUUGGAAAGAAUGGAAGAAGGAAACAAUAUUAAUCACUCAUUUCAUGCUAAAUGUAUUAGUCAAUGGGCGGACACAACAUGCCCUAUCUGUCGUUAUACACAAACACCUGAAAUUGUUCCUGACCAGAAAUGUUUUGAUUGUGGACUCACUUCUGACCUUUGGAUGUGUCUAAUUUGUGGAAAUAUUGGUUGUGGUCGUUAUGCAGCAGCACAUGCCUAUAAAUUAAUUGAGAGUUCAACUGAUGGAAAACCUGUUGAAUAUGAGGGAGUUAAUAAUGAUAGUUUUGAAAAAGAAAAGGAGAAGAUAAGCGCUGUUCAACUUGAAUAUACUUGUUUAUUAACUAGCCAACUUGAAAAUCAAAGACUUUUUUAUGAAGAAAAACUUCGUGAGGCUGACGAACGUUUUAAUGAAUAUAGUAGAGAGGCUCAACAAAAAAUUAAUUCGUUGGAAGCUGAAUUAAAAUCUACUCGAAAUGAAUUAGCUUCUACCAGCGCCGAACUCGUAACACUUUCUAAUGCAAAAAAACAACUUGAUAAAAAAUAUUUAUCUUCACAAACAAAAUGCCAAACAUUACAAAUUGAACUAGAUGAAGAAAAGCAAAUGAGUAAAUUACUUAGAAUUGAUAAAGAACUUCUUUCACGUCAAUUAGAAGAAACUAAUCAAAAAAGAAAAAUUGAAGUGGGGGCUUUAGAAGAACAAAUUCAUGAUCUUUUGUUACAUUUUGAGACUGAAGCAAAAAUAAAUGAACAAGUUGAAAAUGGAGCAAUUAGUAAAGAAGAAUUGGAACAAAGUAAUGUAGAAUUGAAAGAAGAUGUUACCCCCAAAGUUUUAUCUAAAAAGAGUCGUCGCCGUAAAAAAUAA